Molecule: messenger RNA, 5154 nt
Organism: Corythoichthys intestinalis (scribbled pipefish)
Lineage: Eukaryota; Metazoa; Chordata; Actinopteri; Syngnathiformes; Syngnathidae
Exons: 2
Coding region: 87-4658 (1523 amino acids)
Biological process (GO): DNA integration
Molecular function (GO): zinc ion binding; nucleic acid binding
Source: RefSeq, a predicted model, not a curated record
AUUGAGCAGUUGGCCAAAAAAUUGGGUCAAAAGAGUCUCUCAAAUUGCGAGAGUUUAGUGAUUUCCUCAUUUCAUGUAAAAAUGCUAUGCCCCAUGUACAAGGCCUUAAGGUAUUAGAUGAUUGUGAGGAAAAUCAAAAAAUACUUCUCAAGCUACCAGACUGGGCAACAACACGUUGGAAUAGAUAUGUAACAAAAAGACUAGAUGAAAAAAAAGAAUAUCCAAGUUUUGUAGAAUUUGCUGAGUUUGUGGCUGAAGAAGCACGCAUAGCAUGCAAUCCCGUUUCGUCCCUGUUUGCAUUGCGAACAUUCGACAAACCAGACAAAGAACAGAAGCGUAUAAAGGCAAGUGUUCUAACUACUACGACAAAAGCGGUCAAAAGUACGAAGACUACAAGCACAGCUCAGCGUAACGAAGAACCCAGUGUUAUCCCUUCUACUGGACUAAACAAACGAAAAUUUGAAUGCAUCUGCUGUAAGCAAAGCCACUUUAUCUACAAGUGUGAAAAAUUUGCUGAAAUGUCUCUUGCGGAAAGGAAAAGGUUCGUCAUUGAGAAUAAUAUGUGCUUUAGUUGCCUAAGAGUUGGUCACAUUGCCAAAAAUUGUCGUCAAAAGGCUUCCUGUAAUAUUUGUCGAAAAAAUCAUCCUACUCCACUUCAUGAAGAUCGUCAACAAGUGGACAAACCUGAAAGGCCACCAGAAGAAGAAAAUGUUUCUGCAGUGUCAAAUAAUGUAAAAAUUGACAAUAUUGACCGUACGUCAAUGAUUGUUCCCGUAUGGUUAUCUGGCGCAAGUAAUAAUGGACACGAGAUCUUGGUUUAUGCACUGCUAGAUACACAAAGUAGCAAUACCUUCAUUGUCCAAGAUAUUUGUGAAAAAAUCCAAGCAGUUACAGAGCCAGUUAAGCUGAAAUUGACAACAAUGACAGAUAGGGGAUCAGUUGUACAGAGUCAAAGAGUGGAUGGGCUGAAAGUAAGAGGUUACUUUUCACAAGAAUACAUUGACUUACCAACCACAUAUACUCGAGAUUACAUGCCCCUUGAACAAAACAGUAUUCCGACUCGUGAAACAACAAAACUGUGGGCACAUCUUCAGAAUAUCUCAAAAGAAAUGCCAGAAUUGUUAGAUUGUCCUGCAGCACUUCUAAUUGGAUACGAUUGUGCAAGAGCUCUUAAACCAAGAAAAGUGAUCCCAGGCAAUGAUUAUGAUCCUUAUGCCAUUAAAACAGACUUAGGUUGGAGUAUAGUAGGAUCCAUUAAGCCUUGGACAAGUUCAGUGGAGGUGACCGGAGCGUGCCAUCGUAUUUCUGUUAAAGAACUGCCGUUCAUCACUCCCUCCUCUAUGAUUAGAGCAUUGGAGAAAGAUUUUCUGGACACAAAUCCUAAAGAAGGAACUAUAUCACAAGAGGACAUUCAGUUUUUGCAGAUCCUGAAUGGAAAAAUAAACGUCAAUGAGGAAGGUCAUUUGGAAAUGCCAUUACCUUUCAGAGAACGUCCACAGCUUCCAAAUAACAAACAGCUUGCAAUAAAGCGACUGAAUCAUUUGAAAGCAAAAAUGGGAAGAAAUGCUAAAUACAAAGAAGACUAUACAAGAUUCAUGAAAGGUGUCUUUGAAGAUGGUGAUGCAGAAGAAGCAGUAGACAUACCUGCAGAUGGUGUCACAUGGUAUAUACCUCACCAUGGGGUAUAUCACCCCCGAAAGCCAGAGAAGAUAAGAGUCGUCUUCGACUGCUCUGCUAAAUGUCAGAAUACGUCUUUAAAUGACCAUCUUCUCACAGGCCCUGACUUAAUUAAUGCACUUAUAGGAGUACUCUGCAGAUUUAGAGAACAUCAAGUUGCCAUCACAUGUGAUGUAGAGAAAAUGUUCCAUCGCUUUCAUGUUUCUCCAGAAGACAGAGACUUCUUAAGGUUCCUUUGGUGGCAGGAUGGGAACACUAGUGCAGAGCCCAAAGAAUAUCGCAUGCGUGUUCAUAUUUUUGGAGCAGCAUCUUCGCCAGGAUGUGCAAACUACGGCAUCAAGUAUCUUGCUCAUCAAUUUGAAAAUGAAUAUCCCUUGGCAGCAAAUUUCAUUCUCAAAAACUUUUACGUGGAUGAUGGGCUGAUCAGUGUUGAUACAAUCCAAACAGCAAAACAGUUAGUCUGUCAAGCACGAGAAGUUUGCGCAAAAGGAAAAUUGCGUUUGCACAAAUUUGUUUGCAACAAAAGAGAAGUCUUAGAGGUACUCCCAGAGUCAGAACAUGCUAACAACAGCAAAGAUGUCAGUCUGAACUAUUCCGACAUUCCAAUGCAAAGUGUGCUCGGAGUCAAAUGGGACGUAGAAGCAGACUCGCUCACGUUCAAUGUCGCUUUCAAGGAAAAGCCAGCCACUCGCAGAGGAAUCCUGGCAACAGUUGCAAGUGUUUAUGAUCCACUAGGAUUUCUCUCUCCAUAUAUUCUGACAGGAAAACAAAUUCUUCAGGAAAUGUGCAAGCGUGGCAUAGGAUGGGAUGACCCAAUUCCCCUCGCUUUGGAGACUCAAUGGAAAACAUGGCUAGAUGAUCUGAAAAAUUUGCCCAAAAUUCAAAUACAAAGAUGCUUCAUUCCUGAUAACAUUGGCUCAUUGCAAAGAAUCGAGAUGCAUCAUUUCUCGGAUGCAAGCAGCAGUGGCUAUGGACAGUGCUCAUACAUAAGGAUCAUAGGAGAAAAUAAAGUACACUGUGCUCUCGUCAUGGCAAAAGCCAGAGUAGCCCCAACGAGAGUAGUCACUAUACCGCGUCUUGAGCUCACUGCGGCUGCUGUUUCUGCAGGAGUAAGCAACUUUCUUAGAGAAGAGCUCGAGCUAAAGAUUGAUGAAGAAUUUUUCUGGACUGAUUCUCAAGUGGUGCUCGGGUACAUUAAGAACGAAGCAAGACGCUUUCAUAUUUUUGUCGCAAACAGAGUACAAAAGAUCAGAGACUUGACAGAUCCAAAACAAUGGUUCCACAUAGAAACUGAUCAAAAUCCAGCAGAUCACGCUUCUAGGGGUCUCAAGGUGGCAGAGAUCAUUGACUCAAGUUGGUUAACUGGACCUAGAUUUCUGUGGGAAAGACAACUUGUCACAAAACCACAUUCUCCAUCACUUUUAAUUGGGGAUCCUGAAGUGAAAGUCCUUAAAACUAGUGUUCUUGAGACAGAUCGUUUUCUUGAGAGAUUCUCCAGAAUUUCAGAUUGGAACAUGGCAGUCAAUGUUGUCGCAAGAAUAAAGACACUUGUUAAAAAAGACAAAUCAGAGCUUAUUAGUGUUGAGGAGAGGCAAGCAGCUUCUCUAGCACUGAUUCGUGCAGCACAGAAACAUGCAUUUGAAAAGGAGUUGGAGCAGUUGAGUCAAAAGUCCAACAAAUUGCCCAAAAGUCACAAAUUGCACCAACUUGAUCCUUUCGUUGAUAAUGACCUGCUUAGAGUCGGAGGAAGGUUGAGAAAAUCCUCAGCAUCAUUUGAACUGAGACAUCCUGUGAUUCUUCCUAAAGAUGGAAUUGUCACAAAACUGAUUCUUGAUCAUUGCCACAAGAAAACACAACACCAAGGUCGUGGCCAAACACUGAACGCACUUCGAAGCAAUGGCUAUUGGAUCUCAAGUGCCAGUAAAGUAGUGGCCAAUUACAUAAAAAACUGUGUCAUUUGCAAAAGGGUGCGAGGGUCAACAGAGGAACAACGAAUGGCUGACUUGCCAACUGAUAGAGUAGAUCCCUCACCCCCCUUCACUUACACAGGACUAGAUUGUUUUGGUCCUUUUUUCACAAAACAAGGCAGAAAAGAAUGCAAACGUUAUGGACUCUUGUUUACGUGUCUAAGCUCGAGAGCCAUUCACAUCGAGAUGUUAGAAGAUCUCUCUACUGAUUCGUUUAUAAAUGGUUUGAGAUGUUUUAUAGCGAUCAGAGGGGCAGUCAGAAAGAUCAGAUCAGAUCAAGGUACAAAUUUUGUCGGAGCUCGUAAUGAGUUUGAAAAGGGUCUCUCAGAACUUGACAAAGACAGAAUUGCUACAUAUUUAGCUAAAAACCAAUGUGACUUUCAAAUGAAUGUUCCUGAAGCAAGUCACCGAGGUGGUGUUUGGGAACGCCAAAUCAGGACUGUUAGAAAUGUUUUGAGUUCAGUCUUGGCACAAGUCACAGGAAGACUUGAUGACACCUCACUGAGAACUUUCUUUUAUGAGGCUAUGUCAAUUGUAAACAAUCGACCACUCACCACGAACACUAUCAAUGAUCCAAAGAGUGCAGAACCUUUGACGCCUAAUCACUUACUCACAAUGAAAGAGUCUAUGCCACUUCCACCUCCAGGCAAUUUUAUCAGAGAAGAUUUGUAUGCUCGAAAGAGAUGGCGAAAAAUUCAGUAUUUGUCUGAACAAUUUUGGCAUAGAUGGCGCAAAGAGUACUUAACCAGUAUAAGCUUAAGACAACAGUGGCAUACAUCCAAAAGAAAUGUAAAAGUCGGAGAUGUAGUGCUAAUUAAGGAAGAGAACCUUCCUAGGAAUGAAUGGAAGCUAGCAAAGGUGGUUGAAGCCAACAAAGAUGAUGAUGGUCUAGUGCGAAAUGUCAAGGUUCAAGUGGGACAAAGGGAUUUAGGAAUCAAAGGUGAACGUAUAAAACAGUUGUCCUACCUAGAGCGAUCGGUUCAAAAAUUAGUAGUAUUAGUACAAAAUGAUUGAGUUCAAAAAAAAAAAAAAAAAAAAAAAGGUACGUUUCUAAUGUUUUGUUAGGAAAAUUACAAUGUUGUAUAUUGUGUGAAUAUAAAACCUGUUGUAAUUUUGGUGGCAGUGUAGCUGUCGCAAUACAAGGAGUUGGAAUUUAUUGAGUGUUUUGCAUCCACAUUGUUUUUGUUUUCUACCUGUGUCGCAAUACUGCCAUCUUAUGGUGAAAUAUGUUAAUGUGAAUACAUAAAGUUCACGCGUUGUUUUGCGUGUACCGCGAGAAGAGAGAAAGAGCGCGAACUCACGGACAGAAAGAAAAGAAAAGAUGGAGGACGCUAACGAGAGAAUACAGACUCACGAAGAAAUUUAACAGCUCUCUUAUGUUUGGACAGAAGGCGCACACGUUUUUCACGGUGUUGCUCGCACAGCAAAAGGAGGAAAUAAAGUCUGGCGAAAUACAUCAGUCGAUUCGUGGCCAUUUUCUGUUCCACUCAAAUAGUUUGAGAGCCGUUAC